AUGUUCUGUUGGAAAGUUGUGAAUAAUGCUCUUGCUCUUGGGAAAAACAUGUCUAAAUAUGUUAAGGAUACUGAACCAUACUGCAUGAUGUGUGAUAAUCAGAAUGUUGAGGAUGAAAUGCAUUUAUUUGUGAAUUGUAGCUUUUCUAGGAAGGUCUGGCAAGAUUUUACUCUGAAUAACAUCCACCUUAACAGUGGAAAUACUAAUAUCUUGCAAUGGUUUAAAACCUGGAUGAAUGUUAAAUCUCUUAAUGAAAAGCACAAUUUGAUUUUUUUUAACUUGUGGUCCAUCUGGAAAUAUAAGAACAAUGUGCAUUUUGAUAAUGUAGUGCAUGAUGUGCAAAAACUGAUUGAUAAUAUUAGAGCAUCCCACCUGAAGUUAAGUCUAGAUAGGGACAGUAAAGCUGGUCAUCUACCGAUGCUAAGAAGUCUCAUUACAACAGUCACAACUCUGACAGUGACAAUUAUGAUUGGUUUAUACACUUUGACGCCUCUUUUAUUGAAGUUGAUUACACUAUGGGAUAUGCAAUCUCUAUUCUUGAUAAAACAGGGACCAGAAAACAUUGUCGAGCAGGAUGCAGCUGGGCUUCCAUCCCAUUAG
This is a messenger RNA of Papaver somniferum (opium poppy), 600 nucleotides long. RefSeq lists its product as uncharacterized. The transcript has a single exon. Lineage: Eukaryota; Viridiplantae; Streptophyta; Magnoliopsida; Ranunculales; Papaveraceae. The coding region runs from base 1 to 600 and encodes 199 amino acids. The record is from RefSeq and is a predicted model, not a curated record.